AUGGUCACAUCCGUCAAUGAAAUGACAUUUGGGGUUUGUACCAGAGAGAAUUGCGGUCAGACACGCCUUGUAGAAGCUCCAAUUAGGCCAACCGAUGGAAAUAGUGCAAGCCCCUCAUCAUCUGUGUAUCGAUGUUCGAAUAAUCCACCUCCUUUCAACGGAUUCAAUCCGGAUUUACCCGGAGCACGGGCAACGUUCAACCCAUCGGCGACAAGUCAGAACACUCAAUCUUCCGCUACUGCGACAUUAGCCAGAAUGGAGGAAAAUUCUCGUCGAGCUCCAUCUUAUACUAACUACAAAUGCGAAUCUGCUUCCAGAACUACGACUCGACGACAAACUGAAAUUGAUCAACAGUCUACCACGAGGCCAUAUGCUAUCCAACCUUGGGAUAGGACUGAUCCCCAAACUUCUGCUCAAGCUGGUACCUCAGAAAGUGACACGGCUCGAUUUGCCGAAAUAGACGGCUCUAUCGUUUAUCAAGCUCAUUAUGAGCCUGUUAGAUAUCCCGAUAAUCGCAAUCCUUUUAGUCUCGAUGGAAGUGUCUGGCAAGAUCCACCCACCUAUCAUGACCAGCAGAAAGAGUAA
Messenger RNA from Kwoniella shivajii, 585 nucleotides. RefSeq lists its product as uncharacterized. Lineage: Eukaryota; Fungi; Basidiomycota; Tremellomycetes; Tremellales; Cryptococcaceae. Bases 1 to 585 code for a protein of 194 amino acids. The record is from RefSeq and is a predicted model, not a curated record. The transcript is spliced from 4 exons.